Messenger RNA from Pantherophis guttatus, 4975 nucleotides. RefSeq lists its product as uncharacterized. Gene Ontology annotation, biological process: DNA integration; DNA recombination. Gene Ontology annotation, molecular function: DNA binding. NCBI's taxonomy places the organism in Eukaryota, Metazoa, Chordata, Lepidosauria, Squamata, Colubridae. The record is from RefSeq and is a predicted model, not a curated record.
GAGGCUUUUAAAAGCAUUUUUUUUACAACCUCUUCGGCUGAAGAGGUUGUAGAAAAAAAUGGCUUUAAAAGAAAAAAAAAGUUGGCCACACCCAAUUUUCUGUUCCGUAGUUUCUUCUAGCCAAUUCUUUAUUUUGACCCAGUACUUCCUAGCUUUUGGGCAAGUCCACCACAUAUGGAAGAAUGAUCCUUGUUUGCAGUUAUAUCUCCAACAUUCCGCCGAUCUAUUUGGAAACAUUUUGGCCAAUCUUGCCAGAGGUAAAUGCCAACGAUAGAACAUUUUGUAUAGGUUUUCUUUGUAGGAAGCUGACUGUUAAUUUUCCCAUAAUUUUUCCCAGUGUUCUAGUUCAAUAUUAUAACCAAAAUUUUUAGCCCAAAGUAUUUUCAUAACUGUUUUCCUCCUCCAUUUUAAAUCUUAAAAAAUAAUUAUAUAUUUUAGAUAUCAUUUUUUCCUAUGUCCCCUGUAAUAUUUUAUCCAAUUCUUGUUCUUUGUAGAAGCCGUAUUGUUCUCAGUCACGGAGGAAACGCCGGUCACUAAAGGGUUACAACCAAGCCAGUAGCUCUAGGACCGAGUCCACCAACAAAAGAAGCCCCGCCUCUUCCUGUAUCCAGUUUUUAGACUCGGUCCGGUAGAGGACAGUCGUGUCUGUUAGUUCUCUCUCUCAUUAACUCUUUGUGGGGGAGUUAUUUGGCCAUUGCUGGCUUAUUUCUACUUAGUUUGCUCCUUUCUGCUCAAAUUGCUGGAGUUUUCUUCAAAAGUGGCUAAACUUUAUUGGAAUCAGCUGGGGAGUGCUAGAAACGCUCCAGUGGCCCUGAGCAGCCCUGCAGCAACGCCCACGUGCGUUUUGCAUCGCCCUAUCUUUUGCAGCACUUUCAAAGGAUUUUGGAGGCUUUUGGAGAGGUUUCCCUGCCUCCUGUUGCUGUUGGAGGAUUCUGGCUGCUAACUUCUGGCGCGAAGGCUUUUCCACGCCCAAUUUUGCCACGCUGUUAAGCCCUUUGGCUAGUGGCUAUUUCCUGCCUCCUGAGUAAUCUUCCUGGCUCCUGGAUUCUACUCUGCUUCUCUCCUGGCGCAGUGAGUUACCUGAACCUCCAAUUAUUCCCUGUGGGUGCAUUUAAGGGUGAUUUCUAUCCUUUGCAUUUAUUCUGAGCUGCAAAAGUAAAUUUCUGCUUUAUCAUGGCUGAUGCUAGGAGCAAUAAAUCCCAAAGCAAAGGAAAAAGGGGCCAUUCUUCUGAUCCUAAAGAAAGUUCCUCAGGGGAUUCUGUUCCUCCCAAGGCAGCCAGAGUUUCUACUAGAUCCACUCACUCCAAGAGUGCUAAUAUUGCUACAUCAUCAAGAGAAGAGACCAGGAGGCAUAAGGCCAUGGAAAAGGCCUUUCAAAAAGCUGCUUCAGAGGCCUCUAGAGUUUCAUCUCCUUCUGUGGGGCCUUCUAAAUCUCCUGCCUUCCCUACUUCCAAUGUGGCUGUUCCUUCUUCCCAAAUUCAAAUUGAACAUGAUUUUUCUCCUGAUCAGUCUACUCUGGGUGAGAAUGUAGCUGCUGAUGCUUCUUCAGUUUUUCCUGCUGCUAGGCCUCUAUCUCCAAUUGUUUCUAUUCAGGCCCCCCCAAGGCAAGAAUUUCCUGAGGCUCAAGCCCAAACCUGCAUUCAGGGGUCUGAGGCUCCUGUAAAUUUAACUCCUGCCCUAGCUGAACUUGUUUCUGUUUCAAUUAGGCAGGGUAUUGCUGAAGGCCUUCAGCAAAGGGCCUCUUCUGAGGCCUCCAGUUAUGUGAGUCAGCAGAGUCGUUCUGUGAGGGCCCAGAUGGUUGCUGAUCCUGUGCAAUGUGAAGAAAGGGCGGAUUCCCCGGAAAAUGCAAGUCAAGGUUCCCUGUCUGAGGGGGAAAUUGCCCCUGAUCAAGAUCUCUCGGAGGAUGAAGGCCUUGAACCAGACCAGCCUUCCUUCAUUGGUCUCUUCAAGCCUCAAUUAUUCAGAUCCCUUCUAUUUAAAGCUCAAAAUGUUACUGGCCUGGGAAUUUCUUCUACUCCUUCCUCUCAAGGGGCUUCUACACCAUCUUCUCAGCAUCCCUCUUCAUCAUUAUUAUUUCAGGAACCUUCCAUUCGUGCAGAGGUCGUUCCAGCUCCCAAGCUGUUUUCUGAUGUCGUUCAAAGACAGUGGUCUUCUCCUAGUUCUGGCCCGGUUCCCAAUGGUCUAGAUAAAAGAUUUUAUAAUAUGGCAUCUGAUUUUGCUAAUAUUCUUCAAGUUCCUUCUGUAGAUGCUCCCAUCGUCGCCCUCUCUUCUGCAUCUCCUCUUACUGGUCCGUCAGAGGAAUUCCUGCGCCCUGAAGAUAAGAAGUUGGAACGCUCCUUGGUCAAGGACCACCAGGCCUCUGCUUGGUCAAUUCAGGCCUCCUCGGCAGCUUCCUUUUUUAACAGGGCCUCCAUCCUUUGGCUUCGCCAAUUACAGGAAAGGCUGCCUCCUUCUGAUAUGCGAUCUCACCAGGACAUCAACAAGAUCCUAGCUGCUGUUGAGUUCUCUGCUGAUGCUACUCUGAAUGCGGCAAGGUUUUCAGCUAAGGCUAUCGGGGCUUCAGUCACUUCUCGUAGGCUCCUGUGGCUUCGUCAGUGGCAGGCAGAUGUUCGGAACAAGUGGAGACUGGCUUCAGCUCCUUUCUCGGGGAACUAUCUCUUCGGCCCAGCCUUGGACCCACUCCUCAUCGAGACGAAGGAUCAUCGCAAGAUUCUGCCCGCCUUAUCGAGAAGAUCUGAUCCUCGUCAGCAGGGUUCCUUUCGAAGCCAUUCCUUUCGCUCCGACUUCUCUUCCUUCCAGUCCAGGCCUCAGCGGUACCCUCAGCCCAGGGGCGGACAACAGCAGGAUUUCCAGGAGCACGUCAGAGGCCAGAGUCCCCUUGACUCCUCAAGUUCUCCGGUCCUUGGCAUGGUGGACCUCUCCGGCUCUUGCUCAGGGAUGCCUGUUCAGAGUGCCUCAACGCGUGAGCAUCACCACGGACGCGAGCCUCUUCGGAUGGGGGGCUCACCUGGGGUCUCAGCUGGCCCAAGGGCAGUGGUCGGUCCAGGAGAGGGGACUUCACAUCAACAUCUUGGAGCUCAGAGCCAUCUUCCGAGCUCUUCGCAAGUUCGCUCCUCUCCUUCGAGGUCUGGAUGUCUUGAUCAGAACAGACAACGUAGCUGCCAAGGCCCACAUCAACCGGCAAGGAGGGACCCGCUCCAAGGCUCUCAUGAGGGAGGCAUCUCGUCUCUUCAGGUGGGCGGAGAGUCACUUGGCAUCCAUCCACGCCUCUCACAUCUCAGGGUCAGCAAAUGUUCAGGCGGACGCUCUCAGUCGAUCGGUGGUGGACCAGACGGAGUGGAGCCUCGAUCCACUUCUGUUCCAGGACAUCGUGCAUCACUUCGGCCUUCCAGCAGUGGACCUCUUCGCGUCCGAAUCCAACCACCAGCUUCCGAGGUUUUACACGAGAUUUCCUGUCCCGGGAGCCGAAGCUGUGGAUGCCUUGAUCAGCCCGUGGCCUUGUGGUCUUCUUCUCUAUGCUUUCCCAUCUCUUCCCCUCAUCUCCAGGGUCAUCAGGAAGCUGUUGCAGGAACAAGCCGAGCUCAUCCUUCUGGCUCCCUUCUGGCCCAGACAACCGUGGUUUGCGGAUCUGAUGGCUCUCUCUGUUGCUCCCCAUUGGCAGAUCCCGGCCGACAAAAUAUCUCUGUGGCAGGGCCGUCUAGCUCAUCCAGACUCUCAGUGGUUCCGGCUGACCAUCUGGAGGUUGAGCGGUUCCUCCUGUCCUCAGCCAGGGUGCCUUCGGAAAUAAUUUCUAUGAUCCAGGCCUCCCGUCGAGGAUCAACGAACCGUAUUUACAAUGCCACUUGGAUGGCCUUCUCUGCCUGGUGUCGCCGUAAGAAGGUCCUUCCUACUGCUGCUUCCAUUCUUGACAUCCUGGGCUUCCUUCACGAUGGAUUCAUUUCGGGGCUUUCUCCCAAUACCCUCCGGAGGCAAAUCUCUGCCAUCUCAUCUAUCCUCACCUGCGGCACCGCUGAGUCGGUGUCCACUCAUCCUCUCAUCCGUUCAUUCCUCAGAGGCGCAACCAAUCUACGUCCUCCGGCUGUUCAUCGGUUUCCCACCUGGGACCUGAAUAAGGUUCUGUUAGCUCUUACUGGUCCUCCUUUUGAACCUCUCCGGGAAGUCUCGCUGAAGUUCUUGUCUUUUAAGGCAGCCUUUCUAGUGGCUAUCACCUCGGCUAGAAGGAUCUCGGAGUUGGCUGCCCUCUCAGUUCGCCAGGAUCUCUGUAUUAUUCAUCCUGAUCGAGUAAUUUUGAGAUUGGAUCCAGCUUUUAUUCCAAAGAUCAAUUCAACUUUUCAUCGUUCUCAAGAGAUCAUUCUUCCCAACUUCUGUCCUUUCCCCCGUCAUCGCUUGGAGACUGUGUGGCACAAGCUUGAUGUUCGUCGGGCUCUCAAGAUUUAUAUCUCCAGGACUUCUUCCUUUCGUCGCUCCGAGGCUCUCUUUGUGUCUUUCCAACCCCAGUCCAUGGGGUCAAAGGUUUCUUCUACUACCUUGGGUCGAUGGCUCAGGGCUUCCAUUUCUUUAGCUUACGAAGCUCAAUCGUUGCCAGUGCCUCGUGGUGUUACAGCCCACUCUACCAGGAGCGCGGCUACUUCGGCUGCCUGGUCUACCCAAGCUUCACUCGAGGAGGUCUGCCGAGCCGCUACUUGGACGUCUCCAUCUCCAUUUAUCCGGCAUUACCGGUUGGAUGUUUAUGCAUCGGCGGAAGCCUCCUUUGGAAGACGUGUGCUGCAGCGGGUAUCUUCCCAGGACCAGGAGAGGCGCCGGCCUUCUCCCUCCCAAUAGACACGACAGUCUACCUUUCGUCCUCGUCUCAAACUGGAUACAGGAAGAGGCGGGGCUUCUUUUGUUGGUGGACUCGGUCCUAGAGCUACUGGCUUGGUUGUAACCCUUUAGUGACCGGCGUUUCCUAGUGACUAGAAGUGGUGUAUCAGGUAAG